Molecule: messenger RNA, 2332 nt
Organism: Scophthalmus maximus (turbot)
Lineage: Eukaryota; Metazoa; Chordata; Actinopteri; Pleuronectiformes; Scophthalmidae
Gene: prf1.5
Product: perforin 1.5
Exons: 5
Coding region: 475-2046 (523 amino acids)
Biological process (GO): immune response
Cellular component (GO): membrane attack complex
Source: RefSeq, a predicted model, not a curated record
CACACACUGUGUGUGAGGGAUUCAUAGAGCUCGGUCUUGAACAUGAAAACAAACCCACUCAUGCUGAGGAAAUUGGUUAGGCCUUGGGGGAGAGAGAAAAGGAGAGAGGGAAAAAGAGGGAUAGACAGAAAGAUACAUAGCUCUGAAGCAGGGGAACUCCCUCCUUGGUCUUUUUUUCCUGAGGCGGAGGACGGACAAAAGAGUGCAACCAGCAGGCUUUCAGCACAGCACAGCCUGCCUGCGAAGCCAAAGCUCCCUCAGCCGUUAUUUUCAAUUCUAGCAGGAUCGAGCCUUUAGUCAGUUUGCAGGUCACCGUUCACACUGAACUGUGCCAUCAAUGGGCUAAGUGCAGGGGGAGCGUUAAAAAUCGCGAGAGGUAUUUUUGUAGGGGAAGAAAGCUUCAGCCGGACUACAACUCCAAAAGAAGACAAAGGCACCAUCUCAAGGACACUACAAAUACUGUAUGAGGUAACCAUGCAAGCGGGAGAAUAUGGACGGCGCAGCUUCAUUCUGUUCAUGACGGCCUUGCCAGUGAUGCUGGAGGUCUGCAUGGUCCACGGCUGUCGGACUGGCUCGGGGUCGGAGUGUGACAAAGCUCCUUUUGUCCCAGGCCACAACCUGGCAGGGGAGGGUUUCGAUGUGGUGCGGAUGCGUCGAACGGGGGCAUAUGUCAUCAAUGUCAAAGCUCAUCUGGCUGACAACCACACCUGCACACUGUGUCCAAACCGUUUCCAAAGGGGACAGAUUCAGAGGCUCCCAGCAGCAGUGCUCGACUGGCGUCCCCUCAGCCGCUGCAGUAAGCAGCUUUCGAGUGCCCUCCACCACUCUGUGGACUCCCUGCUGCGCAGCUCCAACUCCCUGGUGAACAACAACUGGGACAUGGGUUUGAGCCUCGAUAAAAUUGGCAAGGUGGUAAUGGGAGGAAGCCGCUCAGACUUGGCAAAGUUCGCCCGUUCACAGCACAGCGUGGACAAAGCCACUUUUGCCAUCCAUGAAAUCAGCUGUACGUACUACAGCUACAGGCUGGCCGACCACCCCCAGCUGAGUGCAGAAUUCACAAAGCAUCUGAAGAGACUCCCACAGAGUUUGAACACAAGCCAGAGCAGAGCGCUGUACAGACGACUGAUAGACACCUAUGGAACGCACUACAUUUACCAGGUCCAGCUUGGUGGCAAGGUGAGGCGAAUCACUGCAUUCAGGACCUGUCUGGCCACGCUGAAGGGUUUCUCCGAGUCUGAGAUCAAUAACUGCCUGAACGCUGAACUCCGUAUGGCUCUAGGUUUCCUCCCCGCUAACGCGUCUUUCUCCAACAAGUGUGAAAACCUCCUGAAGGGCAAUAUGAGCAUGGGCUUCUACCAGGGCUUCAUGACCCAUAAGAUCGAGAUUAUCGGAGGGGAGAGGUACUUCCCCGACAUCCUCUACCAGCAGGACCCCUCUGAAGCGUACCACAGCUGGAUGAACAGCCUCCAUGAGCACCCUGAUGUGGUUUCUUACGCCAUCUUCCCUCUGCAUCAUUUGGUGGAGGACCCACAGAUCAGUGCCAAUCUGAGAAGCACCGUCACCGAGUAUAUUAGAGAGAACCAGCUGCAGGAGCACCAGCCUGCUCUCAAGAACUGUUCCCCAACUUCCAACCUGGAUCAUAACUGUUGUCCACUAAGGGCUGGCAGAGGGGCCCUCAAACUGGAGAUCCACAGAGCUGCGGGUAUGAAGGCAGACACCUUCACAAAAACAGACGCCUACGUGAAAAUCUUCUACAACGGAAAGUACGAGGAGACGGAGACGGUAAUGGACGACAACAACCCAGUGUGGAAUGCCACUUAUGACUUUGGUUCAGUUGAACUGGGUCAGGAGAUGAGGUUUGAAGUCUGGGACAGGGAUGUGCUCUAUAAUGACAUGGCUGGGAUAUGUGUGGUGUUUCCCGAGCGAGGAACUCACUCUCUGAGCUGCCAGCUCAGCAAAGGAGUUCUCUACUUCACCUACACAAUAAGAUGUGAUGCUCACUUGACAGGCUUUAGGUGUGGAAGAUACUCCCCCAAUGCUGAGUAGGACAUUACAUUACAACGUUUUAAUAUAUCAUUUAGAGUAUAUAUAGAGUAAUAUUGAGUAAUUUCUUUAAAAGUAUCUCUUAGCAUGUCAUUUCCCUUUCAUUUUAACUGUAAACACUCUUGUCAUAUAUCAUUCCACAGCCAAAACGUGAAAGAAUCAAUCCUUUAACCUGAAAUAAUAACUGUCGUCUACUAUGUAAAUGUCUUGUGAUGUCUUGGUAUUAAACAACCAAAGUCAAUCUACAUGGACCAUGUGCAUACCAAAAUAAAGACAUUUUGAUUUUGGA